UCCAAAUUCACAAGGCGUGACAGGGUUGCACAAGUGGAAUGUAGACACAGCUAAAUCUAUCAUGGUCGUUAUUGUGCUGUUUUUCAAUCCAUUCGUACACGUACAUGCCGUAUAAUAGAGUAUCUAUCGUUAAUAUUUGUCUGUGUCGUACAUGAGCGCUUCUCGGGCUAGCUUAGCUUGUUAGCUGCCAACAAUUGCGGAAGUUAGCAACACGUAGCUAAGCAGAGAUCGAGUGUGAAGAAAAACGAAAGAAAGAUGGCAGAGAACGAGGAGGAAACUUCUGGAAUAAAAGACGAUAACGAGCAACCGCUGGACACCCUUUUCAAGAAGUCUGUUCAAUUUGGGUUACACACAGCAGAUGUCAGUGAAGAACAUCUUCCCCCUGAGCAGCAGGAAGGGAGCUCCAAGGUGGAGCAGGAGGAGCCCCAGCCCUCCCACAUUAAAGAAGAAGAAGAAGAGACAAAGACCCCCGAUAUUAAAGAGGAAGAGUAUCACAGCGUCAGUCAGGAGGGAGAGCAUCUUGAAAGACUGGAUGAGUUCCCAGUGAUCGGUGUCCAUGUGAAGUGCGAAGAUGACGAAGACAAAGGUCAAAUUGAGGAGAAGGGAGAGGUGGAACCACAAAGCAGAAGCUCAACUCAACAACGCAUGACAACAGAGGCUGAUGGAGGAUCACAAGCAGACGGCCUUUUAGCUCCGCUAUCAGAUAGUGACAAGGGAAUGUCACCACCCCCUCACAUUGACGAUGAAGACUGGAAAGCAGAUAUGACGCCUCACACUGACAACAGACUCUGGAAGUGCUCACAGUGUGGCAAAUCCUUUAGCCGCCAGUCAAAUUUAAAUAGCCACGAGAGGAUCCACACUGGAGAAAAACCUUUUACUUGCUCAGUUUGCGGAAAAAGAUUCUCCGUGAAAGGCAAUUUGACAACACACAUAAGAAUACACACUGGAGAGAAACCAUUUUCCUGUUCAGUGUGUGGUAAAGCUUUCGGACGAACAGAUGACUUGAAAGUGCACAUGAGAAAACACACUGGGGAAAGACCUUAUACCUGUUCAGUGUGUGGAUUAACCUUUAAACGGAAACGAUGUUUGAACAUACACAUGAGAAGACACACUGCAGAGAAACCUUUUACUUGUUCAGUUGGUGGUCAAAGAUUUUCCCAGAAGGCACAUUUGAGAGAACAUUCAUGGAGACACACUGGAAAGAAACCUUCCACACGUUCAGUCUGUGGCUUACGUUUUGUACGGAAUUCAGAUAUAAAACGACACAUAAGGAGACACCCCGGAGACAAAAAAUAUUUCUGCACAAUCUGCAACAAAAGCUCUUAUGACCGAACAACACUUGUAAGACACAUGAGAAGACACGCUGACAUCAGGGAAGAUCUUCCCCCAGAGCAGCAGGAGCGGAUCUCUCAGGUGGAGCAGGAGGAGCCACAGCCCUCCAACAUUAAAGGGGAAGAGAAGGAGCACAGCGUGAGCCAGGAGGGAGAGCAGCUUGAACGAUUGGAGCUCCAAGUUGUUAAUGUCUCUGUGAAGAGUGAAGAUGAAGACGACAAAGGUCAAAGUGAGAAGAGAGAGGCGGAGUCUCCAAGCAGCAGCUCAGCUCAACACACGACAGAAGCUGAUGGACACCGCUGUGGAGGAUCACCAGCAGACGGACUCCUAGCUCCGCUAUCAGAUACUGACGACACAUUAUCACACUUUCCUGACACUGAUGAUGUGACAUCUGACACGGACAACAGAUGCUGGAAAUGCUCUCAGUGUGGCAAAACGUUGGCCAGCAAGGCAAAUCUGAUGGUACAUACGAAGAUCCACACAGGAGACUCCCCGUUUGCGUGCUCAUUUUGUGGUAAAAAAUUCUUGCGCAAGUCAAGUUUCACAGUACACACAAGAAUACACACUGGGGAGAAACCAUACACCUGUUCAGUGUGUGGUAUCGCUUUUGCACGAAAAGAUGAGUUGAAAGUACACACAAUAAUACACACUGGGGAGAAACCUUUUACCUGUUCAGUGUGCGGUAUAGGUAUUACGCGAACAAAUGAAUUGAAAAUACACAUGAGAAAACACACGGGGGAAAAACCGUUUACCUGUUCCGUGUGUGGCGUAAGCUUUGUGCGAAAUCAAUGUUUGAAAAGACACUUAAAGACACACACUGGAGAGAGACCUUUUACCUGUUCAGUUUGUGGUAAACGAUUUGCAGAGAAAUCCCAGUUAACAGUACACACCAGAAUACACACUGGAGAAAAACCUUAUAGCUGUUCAGUGUGUGGUUUAAGUUUUGUACGAAAUCAUAUUUUGAAAAGACACUUGAAGAAACACAUUGGAGAGAAACCUUUGACCUUUUCAAUGCACUAAAUAGUCGCUUUUUCUAUUUGUCACACCUGGGUGUGUGUGCGAGUCCCAGUGUCCGUCGGCUGUGUUUAUUGGGAUUGUGGCCCAAAGGCCGUGUGCCUCUGAAACACAAGGGGAUGAUUGUGGUCAUUGUUUAGUGUAGAGGAAGCGAAUGCAACAUGCUUGAAUGCACCGUCUUUAUGUGCUCUGGGAUGCGAAAGUAAAACUUAAGCAUCCGAGACACGUGCUGUCAGAGCUUAUGAUGAAAAUUUUUAAAAAGGAACGAUAGCAAAAAAUAUUUGUCCACCGAAUUGUAUUGUAAACGUAUUUUCUGUAGGAUUCCAAUUGUUUUUCUAACAGUUUGCUGAGUAAAAACUGCUGAAUUUGCACAUUUCCUGUUCAAAUACAGGGUGGAAACCUAAAAUGAGGCGGCGUCAAGCAUCUCUUCUCAGGGCACGAGCCCUGCCUACCUUGUGAGUGCACUGAGUUGGGUCAUCGCGCCUGCUGGUUUCUGUUUGUCAGCAUGUCUCAGAUAAGAGCGAUGCAGAAACAUUUAUUAUACACCAUGACUUUCUGCACCGUGUGUAAUUCAAAUGUCAUGUGGGAGGCGCUUGCAGUACCUUCCUCAUCCUGAAGGGGCGUACGUGAGUUGGAAGGUGCUUGUCACUGCCGCCUAUUAUUAUUAUUUAUAUUUUAGCAGCACCAAGCGGAGAGCAGCAAGUCAAAUGGAAAAUAUUUUUAUGCUCUGCUGAAUGAAUGAAUGAUUUUGACUGCUGAGGUGGAUAGAUUUUAUACCCAAGCUCACCGGAUGGUGAUCAGACUCUUACAACAAAGUAUCAGAACUUUUCCUGGAGAAGGAGAGUGUGCAUGCACUUCAUAUAGCGAUAAAAGGUAUGAGCACACAUGUUUUCAGUUAAUGAGGAAAUAAAUGAAUGGGAUUUUUAAAAAUGAUAACAAAUGAAGCCACUAAGAAUAAUAUGUACAGACUCACUGUCAGCAUUAGAAAAUAUCAAAUCAGGGAAUGUGGGUGAAAGAAGUGACCUUGUUUAUGAAAUAAUAAUCAUGCUUUUCAAAGUGUGGGAACUCAUGUUGGAUUUGCGUCGGUUCCAGUCUAUGUGGGAAUGUUGGGAACUGAGUUGGCAGACAAAUAUGCAAAGCAAGCACUAAGAGCACAAGCUAAGUGUCAUUUAGUGUGGAAAGAAAUGGUAACGAGAUGGCAAGCAAAGUGGAAUAAUGACAGUAAGGGAAGCAAGUGUUCCUUAUCGACCCUCACGUUGGUUUGAGGUGGCAGGUGCAGUAGGCACCUCAAAGAUGUUGAACAAUAUAUUCUACUUAUAAACAAGUCUGACAACAAAAGAUUCUCAAAACCUUAACAAUUUCUUCGGCUUUAGUUUUUAUUUAAUGUAACCACUGCCUAUGUUGUCUUUGUUUUCUGUUAUUUAUAUACUGUUUAUUUAUAUGCUGUU
This is a messenger RNA of Dunckerocampus dactyliophorus (ringed pipefish), 3794 nucleotides long. RefSeq names its product oocyte zinc finger protein XlCOF22-like. The record is from RefSeq and is a predicted model, not a curated record. Bases 256 to 2352 code for a protein of 698 amino acids. The transcript has 3 exons. Gene Ontology annotation, biological process: regulation of transcription by RNA polymerase II. Gene Ontology annotation, molecular function: DNA-binding transcription factor activity; RNA polymerase II cis-regulatory region sequence-specific DNA binding. Lineage: Eukaryota; Metazoa; Chordata; Actinopteri; Syngnathiformes; Syngnathidae.